Molecule: messenger RNA, 5749 nt
Organism: Rhinichthys klamathensis goyatoka
Lineage: Eukaryota; Metazoa; Chordata; Actinopteri; Cypriniformes; Leuciscidae
Product: UPF0606 protein KIAA1549
Exons: 21
Coding region: 360-5576 (1738 amino acids)
Source: RefSeq, a predicted model, not a curated record
CUAACCCGGAUUACUGAAGGACGGCGAGGGGAGCCAAUGACCGGAGAGCCCGUACAAGAGACUCCAAAUCCUGCUGUCAGGGGAGGAUUUAGUGCAAUCCCGAGCACCGAGCGGUUGCAUCUGAGAAAGUGAGUGAUGUUCAAACAGGGUCCAGACAUUUAUGAAAAGAAAAUCACACGUUGUGUCAUGCAAUCAUGGAAAAAAGAAGAUUUAAUCCUGAUCUGAAACUGGAUAUGGACACUAUCGACUUCAGAUCGCUGUAACUCGGUUUUAAAAGUUCACGGUGACUAGUUGAACGCGUGGAUUGUCUCCUCGGAUCCCCUUGGACCAAACAUGAGUUUCACAAAAUUAAGGGUCUAAUGAUGGAGGAAGGUAGUCGGGUCACCGCGUGCGUGCUGCUGCUGAUGUUCGUCUCCAUGGUGACCGCUGAUUCACCUGCUGCAGUCUGGCCUUUGGAGGCUCCAAACAUGCCAAAUGAAUCUUCGAUGGAAGUGCUGCAUAAUGCAUCAUCCAUCCCCUUGUCUGGAUUUUCUCUUUCACCUAGUUCGGAUCCAUCCACAGCCACCGAGAAUUACAAUCACAAUUUCAACACUGAAUCAGUAUUCACUUACUCCUUGAACUCUGCCACAAUCCCAGAGCCUCUUGCCACACCUCUUUUACUUUCCUUAAACUCUGGAGAGGCAGUUGGAUCUACCCACAGAGGUUCCUCCAGACAGCCUCGACAACUAAAUUCUCCAGUGCCUACAUCCCAUAAUGUGCCCUUAUCUUGGUCUGCUAUCAGCCCAGCUCCCCAAAUCUCACAGGGUACAGAUUCAUCUGUGCCUUCUAGCUUGCCUUUAGUUGGACAAAAUUCUCCUUCGAGAAUUCCUGAUGAAAAUCCCAUUCCUUCCCCUCGAACACAGAAUGGGACGGUGGGAGCCAGUGACACUAAUGUACCUUUUGGACACCAAUUGGAACCAUCCAGCAGAAUCAAAGACCUUCAGUUACAAGCCAGCCAUGACCCAAACACCGAACCAGGCAAUCAGCAGUUGGAGCCAAGUCAUGUGGUUUUCAUACAUACAAUAACUUCAGUGUCUGUCGAGCAAACUAUGGGUCCACCUGAAGACUUUUUCCCAACCUACACUAUGGAUGUGGACUAUGGUUCUGGAGAUUACCUAGAAACAAUGUCCUUCAUGGGAUCUGAAGGUAACGACUAUUCGCUGGUUACCAAUCUCCCAUCUGAUGUGUAUGACUUUGAGGACUCAAACUCCGAGAUCUAUGACACUACGUUUCCCACAAGAGUGGGGAUUUCAUUUUCCAGCAAACACUUGUAUCCCUCCUCUACCAGUGUUUCUAGUUCUUUCUCCAGCAAACUUGUUGAAAGUUCCAGUUUUAAUAGCAAUUCAACCUCAGAUGGAGCCAACACUGACUUAACCAAACAAAUAACAAACUUUCAGAGUUUUACAAAUGUUGUGCCCUUUACCAUGUCAAGGCCUCCAGUUUUUACCAGUGUUUUGACAUCGGCCCUUGACCACACCAUUUCUCUAUCACUUUUAACCAUCCAACCAACCAGAGUCCAUUCUCUACCAAUUGUCCCAACAACUUCAGAUGUCUUAAACCAGAACCAGUCUGUCAACGAGAGCUCAGAGUUGGCAUCUGACUGGGCAGGCACUGUUGCCGUCCAACCCACUGAUGUCCUUUUACCAGACAUGAACAGUUUAGAAUACUACACCAUCCAGUUGACCAAGGACAAUGGUAGCUUGCCAGAGCACACUGUCAAUCAGACGGUCUCUAGUGUUUUCUCUUUCAUGCCGGUUGGCACCACAAAUAUUGUGAGCACUAGAACCUACACCAUUGACCCAAGUUACAUGCUAACAGCUUUGUUUGAUGAAGAUCUACAGCCUGCAGGUAACGGUUCCUGGACUGAGGAAUCAUCAACAGACAUCUCUGGAUUUGAGCCUUUUAACACUACUAACCUGGAUACCUCUGAAGUUACACCUAGUCUAACGGAUACUACAGUGCCAUAUUUGGAGCCGUCAUUUACACUGACACCCUCAAUAGACCCUUCAGCUCCCUUUGGAGAUAUAAACUCAACCACUGAUUGGGCUACCACACCUUUUAUAGCAUACAACACUUCCUUACUGGUGACUGACCCAUCUCCGGUGACCAAAGAACCGGAUGGCAUGUCUUCUGUUAAUGACAGCCAAUGGAUUAUCACCUCACUCCCAACAGAGACCCUCUUUACUAGUAGUGUACUUCCCACUGUUUUAGUAACCACCUCUAUCAGUGUUUAUGAAUUACCAACUGACUCAACCUUAAACGUCACCUCCUCCCCUCCUGCAACCGAGAUGGCUGACGAAGGAUUUGUGUCUGGAACACCAUCUGACACCAUGGCUACUGAUGGCGAUAACACCACACCGAUCAGUAGUCUUACAACCACGUCCUCUCCAGUAUUACAUAAUGACACCACUGUCACGUCUUUUACUAUCACAAGCUCCAGCAACACAACAGGGACUACUGUGAAAGACACAUCAGGUACAAACCUAACCACAACCCAUCCAACAACUAUUGCCCGGAAUUAUCUCUGCAACAUCACUAAACCGGACACCUACUUGAUCAGAGUUGGGUUUCCUCCGGGGUCUACUGUUGGAUAUGCUAAAGCCAAAGUCCGAGAGAUUCUCAAAGCCGAGUACAGCCGCUCAGUGGAGCUACAGGUUGUGAAAGCUCCUCCAGAUUUUGUGUUUCGUGCUGUGUCUGGUGCAGUGGUUUACACUGCCAUAUCGGUCAUUAAUGCCCUGAGAAUCUCUGCUCGGACCACUAGCUCCUUUAUCAGCGUGUCACCGAUCAGUCCUGUUCCAGGCCUGCAGUACCAUGUACAUACAGUACUUCAGUUUGUACCCAGCCACAUAGAUGUGCGUAUGUGUACCUUCAGUGAGCAGACAGAGAAGGGUCUGAUCACAGCCUUAGCUGAAGUACGCCGACGCUCACAGGAGUCCACAAACUUUACUGUGAAUAUUUUAAACAUCACACUGAGUCCUGUGGGCAUGGCGGCACAACUGCAGAAGGUUCCAGUUGAGAUCACCUUUGCUGUGCGUGAUAUGCGCGGGUAUGUGCCAGGGACAGAGGUGAGCGCUCUGCUUCGACAACUUAGCAUGGUCGAGUACAGCUACUAUCUGGGCUUCCCUGUGCGCCAGAUUGCAGAACCAUUCCAUUACCCAGAGCUAAACACAACCCAACUUCUGCGUUCUUCAUGGGUUAGAACAGUGUUGUUGGGAGUAUUGGACCAGCGUGUGAGUGACAAGAUCUUCCAUGCUACUAUUGAGAGGAGACUGGCUCUGUUGCUGGGCGAUGCAUUAGGUACAGGGCGUCGCUUUAAGAGAGCAACUAGUGUGGGGAACAACAGUGUGCAGAUUGUACAGACCACUCGUCUUGUGGGCCCUGACAACCCUCUGGAGAUUAUCUACUUUGUGGAAGGAGCUAACGGACAGAGGCUUCCCGCCGCAACCACAGCGAACACGCUCAACAGUCUUGACGUACAGCAUGCAGCGAUCAUCAUGGGCUACCGCAUCCAGGGAAUAUUAGCACAGCCUGUGGAGAAACAGGCCUCUCCUUCCUCAGACACAGAGAAGACCAACACGUGGAUAAUCGUAGGGGUGGUAGUUCCCGUGGUGGUGGUCGUCAUUAUAAUAACUAUCCUGUACUGGAAACUCUGCCGCACUGACAAACUGGAAUUCCAGCCAGACACCAUGAGCACCAUCCAGCAAAGACAGAAGCUGCAGGCACCCAGCGUGAAGGGUUUUGACUUUGCCAAGCUGCACAUGGGCCAGCACAGUAAGGAUGAUCUCAUGGUCAUCCAGGACCCGUUGCCGCUUCCUGUAUCCGCUAAGGAGCAAAGCCCAGCUGAGAAUGCAGAGGUGCCCACACCAAAGUCCAAAGCCUCCACCAAAGCUUCUCGUAAUGGCCAGCGGCGCAGGGGCCAGAUUUCUCCAUCAGAGGGCGACUCUAUAGACAGUGAUCCACCCAGCGAGAGAGGAUCACCUGAGGACGGCACGAGACCUGCUGGUCUGCCUGCCGAUCCAAAGCAACCACGUAAAGCAGCUGUUAAUGGAUUAAACGGUCCACCCCCAACGAAUGGCAUGGAUGAGCCAUUAUCUUCAGCUUCCAUUUUUGAGCAUGUGGACCGAUUGUCCCGCCCAAUUGACGGCCCUAAACGCCUCCAUAAUAAAAUCCAGCUCAUCGCCAUGCAGCCGAUGCCAGCGCUGCCCCUGCCCAGCCCAACCGCCAAUGACAGAGCUGCAGAGAACACCAAGCUGAAUAAAGAGAUCCAGGUAGCUUUACGGCACAAGUCUGAGAUCGAGCACCAUCGCAAUAAGAUCCGCCUGAGGGCCAAAAGGAAAGGCCAUUACGACUUCCCUGCUAUGGAUGAUCUCAUUGAUGGUCUUGGCGACCCCAAAGAGCAGGACCGAAUUUACCUGAAGGCCCAGAUGCAGAUUGACAAGAUACUCGAUCCAGAUAUUCCCAUGCCCUCUCUGUACACCGAGCCCAAGAAAGGCAACCGAGGGAAGCGUUCUCCUAAACAGAGAAGGAAACAGCAGAUGAACGGUGAUCUGACAGAUGCUGACCGAGAUAGACUCAUAACGACUGACAGCGAUGGGACAUACAGGAAAUACCCUGGAGUCAAUAACAUAGCAUAUGUGUCGGACCCAGACCAGGGGCCCGAGCAUCAUAGCCCCUCCCCGACGGAUGACGUGUUCCAUGGUCCCGUUUCUCCUCCUCCUGGUCACCCUCCUCCUCCACCCCCCUAUCUGCCGCCUCAGCCGUCUAUAGAGGAGGCCCGGCAGCAAAUGCACUCUCUACUGGACGAUGCCUUCGCCCUCGUGUCUCCUUCGUCUCAGGGCAGCACAGCUGGCAUCACUCUGCCUGGGGUCGGUCUCAGCCCCGGACCCCCGCCUCCUUUGAGCCCGCCAUCCCGUGGUCCUCGGCCCUGGGGCCCAGGAUACCUGCCUUUGAAUCCCUACACAGGGAGAUAUGCUGAAUUAGGUCUGCCUCCUUCCAGUGUGCAAGGUUUACUACAUAGACAGGGAUUGGGGCCCGGCUACAUCCCUUCAGGAGAAGCCCUUCCUGUUGAACAGCUACAGCCGGAGUCGCUUUACACUGGUCGAGGUGGACUCGCGCUUACAGAUGAUCUGCCCUCCUCCGCCAGGCCACGACCUGUAGGUGGCACUACAGGUGCCCAGCUACAUCAUUUAACCCACGCUGGUCUGACGGGUCGUGUAGGGGACUGCCGGCAGCCUGGUGGGUUAAACUGGAGCCCGUAUCAUGAGGACGACAGCAAAUUCGCUAACAACAGAGAGCCUGUUCUUGGCUCUCUUGACUACAGCUCCAUCUCUUUAUUCCAGACCUCCAGGAAUGGCCUGAAAGAGCCAUCUUCCACUUCUGCCCACCUGGACUCUCUCGGCCUGGGCUACGCUCCCUCCGCUCCCCUAGAGGAGCCUUCCCCUCCCAACCACUCGUCCGCCUCCCUCAUCAAAGCAAUCCGAGAGGAACUGAUGCGCCUCUCCCAGAAACAGGCAGCGGUACCCAGCUACCACAGCUGAGACCUGCCCCCUCCACCUCCAACAGGCAAAAACUGCACUACACUGCACUGUACUUCCCAUGGAAGUGGCUUUUUUGAGAGGACGAUGACUGUGCGUCAUGUAGCCUCUGCUGCCGCCUGGUGGCUGAGAGCAUUAGGACAGGAAGAGUAGACAUUUCUCCUUUACUCCCAUGU